Messenger RNA from Aureobasidium subglaciale EXF-2481, 678 nucleotides. RefSeq lists its product as uncharacterized. The record is from RefSeq and is a predicted model, not a curated record. Bases 319 to 678 code for a protein of 119 amino acids. NCBI's taxonomy places the organism in Eukaryota, Fungi, Ascomycota, Dothideomycetes, Dothideales, Saccotheciaceae. The transcript has a single exon.
UGUCGAGGUCGAAGGAUUGUUGCUCCAUAUGACCAUCAUAUCACUGUGUGGGUCGCAGGUGACCAUCGACGCAACACCUGGUCAACACUAUCGAACUUACAAGAACUGAUUGAUAACAGUUCCGCAUGACACCACGUCAACAUAUAGAAGAAGCAAGCACGAAGAGCCACAGGUCUUUUCUGCUGCAUCUAACACAUAUAAGGCCUCAAGUCCGUUCCCGAGACCUCACAUCACCGUCGUCCAGAAACAACUAUCACCAGCCUUUUUCUCUAUCACUACCCGUUUUCACACCACCUAACACGCUCAACAAGUCAAAAGAUGUAUCUUGCCGGGGUCUUUGCUAUCUUGACUGCUCAGGCUGUUUUGUGCAAGCCAGUACCACAAACCACAACAGCUCCCGACGGAUAUUGGGUCGCCGAAAUCUUCAAAAGCGGAUGCGCAAUCUCUGAUGACAACCCCCGCUACACGUUCAACGGACAAGAGGCUCAGGACUGCACCUCGAUCCAGGGCUAUGGAUACCGUAGCAUCAACUUCGAUGAUUCUACCAGUAAAUGGGCUGUCAACGUCUUCACCGACCUAGACUGUACGGUCAGCUUGGUUAGCAACAUUCAAGACAAUCAGUGUAUCUCGACUCCCGAGGGCCAGUUCGUCACAGCUUUCUCUAUUACUCCUCGCUAG